CUUGCAGAGAUUCGCCAUGAUUUCCUGGCAUGGUGACCUUUAGCUACGCGGCUUCAUGAUUAUUCCUCUUCUCUCUUUCACCUAUAUAUAGGCCUAUUCUUCUCGUUGUUCAUCAAAUCAAACAAAUAAAAUAAAAUCUCCAGAUUUAAAUUACGAAUUUUCUUUCAAUAUUUUCUUUGGUGUAAAAGUGAAGAUGAAGCUCAAUAAAGUGACCAGGAUACUCAUAGUUGUUUUGAUCAUUACCCUACUGGUAACAUCAAUAUCAGCCGCAGGUGGAGGUGGUGGUGGAAGAGGAGGCGGGGGCGGUGGUGGAAGAGGAGGUGGAGGUGGUGGAGGUAAAGGUGGUGGUCCUGCAAGAGGCGGGGGGACCCCAGCAAAAGGAAGUAGCCCUGGGACACGCAACGUUGGAGGCGGCGGUACCAGUACCGUUCCUCGUGGAGCUGCAGGUGGUGGUGGGCCAGUACUGAGGGGUUCUGAUCAUGCUGGAGGGAGUUCAGGUUCUGAGCCUGUUGCAAGGGAUCCUGCUUCCAUGUUGCUGCAUGUUCUUACACCCCAAGCCUUCAUUAUUUGCAAGCAGUGGUGAAGGGAGGGCUACAUCCACACCCUCCAAUGCCCAUAACGCGUCGGCUGUGCGGCGAUGGUUGUAAAAUUGUAGAAUUCGGUUUACCUGAAGAGACUGCGGUACUAAUCAAUUUGUAUUCCAUCCCGAGGGAUCCAUAGGCUUGGGAUAAUCCCGAUGAGUUUUGCCCAGAGAGAUUCCUGGUUUGCCCUGUGGAACAAGGGAAACUAAGAAGGGGCAAAAUUUUGGUUUGGUUCUGUUUGGCGGAGGAAGAAGAAGGUGUCCUGGUGCAAAAUUGGCCUUCAUUUUGAUGAAUACUACAGUUGCAGCUAUGGUUCAAUGCUUGUUUGGAAGAUUGGUACAGAUGAAGAUGGAGCCAAGUUUAACAUGCAAUGAUGCAAGAAAGAUCAGGCAUGACUAUGCACACGGCCAAUCCACUUGUGUGUCUUCCUGUGGUUCACUUCAACCCAUUUUCUGCUUAAUUUUUGUUCCUUUACCGCUUAAAUAAUCAAGUACAUGAAUGUCAUGAUUUUCUGAUGUAGGCAUUUGCUUUCUUUGUUAUUUAGCUUUCUAAUCAUAAAUCAA
Messenger RNA from Populus euphratica (Euphrates poplar), 1144 nucleotides. RefSeq names its product rRNA 2'-O-methyltransferase fibrillarin-like. The transcript has 2 exons. NCBI's taxonomy places the organism in Eukaryota, Viridiplantae, Streptophyta, Magnoliopsida, Malpighiales, Salicaceae. The coding region runs from base 194 to 583 and encodes 129 amino acids. The record is from RefSeq and is a predicted model, not a curated record.